AUGACAGUUUUCGGAAAUGCAUUGUACAUUGCAAUAACCUUACUGCCCGUCCGGCCAUAUCUGGCGGAAUAUUUGGAAUUCCGGAUCAUAAUGGCCUCAGAUAAUCCGGAAAUGAACGAUUCCUGGAUUGAAGUCACUCCACAUAGUUUGGGUUACAGUCCGAACGGAGACUUCCAGGCUUUCGGUGAUAAGGCUCAAACACCAGGGUUUUCAGAACCUAGUGGUCUACAUACAAUAGUCGAAGAGCGGUUACUAACUCGUUUCCUUACAGAGGCUCAAGAACAUUCAGGCAGGACUAGUGAUGCUUCUCCACCUAGUCCACCGUUAUCAUAUGAUGGUUUGAACACUGGGGAAAUAUCUGAACAAAUUCGCUCUCCUCAGCAAAUUACAAAUGCACCCAAAGUUCCAACAACCAGUUACCCGAAUGAUUUCCCAGUUACAAGUUCUGGAGAGUGGGCCAGUCGACCAGAAGUCGGAGCGUAUUCCACUCUGAUAUGCCAAACACAGAGUUCUAAAACAAGUCCUUCCGGGUCUCUCAAUCGUACAUCUCCCAAAAAGGGUUCAUGGUAUCUUCGUAACUCUGGUUUUAUGAAAGCACGUUUUAUUGGUUGGCUUCUUGAUCGUAUCCCAAAUAUAUUAAGCCAUGCAACUACAUUCCUACUGGGAGCAAUUACUAUGCUUUUAUUCGUACGGAAACGAGCGAAAUUGUUAAAGGUCUUCAAUAUACCUGUGGAUUAA
Messenger RNA from Trichobilharzia regenti, 738 nucleotides. The record is from the annotation of a GenBank genome assembly. Lineage: Eukaryota; Metazoa; Platyhelminthes; Trematoda; Strigeidida; Schistosomatidae.